AUGCGUGUCCUCCGCUCCACGUCUAUCGACACGCCACACGCCCUGUCCCCAGCCUCAACCACACGCCACUGUCCCCACCCUCAACCACACGCCACUGUCCCCACCCUCAACCCCACGCCACUGUCCCCACCCUCAACCCCCACGCCACUGUCCCCACCCUCAACCCCACGCCCCUGUCCCCACCCUCAACCCACGCCACUGUCCCCACCCUCAACCACAGCCAUUGUCCCCACCUCAGACCACACGCUCCUGUUCCCACCCUCAACCACACGCCACUGUCCCCACCCUCAACCCCACGAGUCCCCACCCCACUGUCCCCAGCCUCAACCACACGCUACUGUCCCCAGCCUCAACCACACGCCACUGUCCCCAGCCUCAACCACACGCCCCUGUCCCCACCCUCAACCCCACGCCCUGUCCCCACCCUCAACCCACGCCACUGUCCCCACCCUCAACCCACGCCCUGUCCCCACCCUCAACCACACCCCACUGUCCCCACCCUCAACCCCACCCACUGUCCCCACCCUCAACCCACACUGUCCCCAGCCACCACUGUCCCCACCCUCAACCACACGCCACUGUCCCCACCCCACUGUCCCCACCCUCAACCACACGCCCCUGUCCCCACCCUCACCCCCACCCCACUGUCCCCACCCUCAACCACACGCCCCUGUCCCCACCCUCAACCCACGCCACUGUCCCCACCCCACUGUCCCCACCCUCAACCACACGCCCCUGUCCCCACCCCCCCCACCCCACUGUCCCCACCCUCAACCACACCCCACUGUCCCCCCCUACCCCACUGUCCCCACCCUCAACCCCACGCCCCUGUCCCUCAACCCCCCACUGUCCCCACCCUCCCACCCCACUGUCCCCACCCUCAACCACACGCCCCUGUCCCCACCCCACUGUCCACACCCCACUGUCCCCACCCUCAACCACACGCCCCUGUCCCCACCCUCAACCCGUUCACCUAGUGCCAGAGUAGAGUUAGAAGGAGGAAUGAUAAGAGCUGAGCAAGUCUACAAUCUUCUGUUAAACUCAAACUAA
Oncorhynchus keta (chum salmon) is the source of this 1050-nucleotide messenger RNA. RefSeq lists its product as uncharacterized. The record is from RefSeq and is a predicted model, not a curated record. The coding region runs from base 1 to 1050 and encodes 349 amino acids. Lineage: Eukaryota; Metazoa; Chordata; Actinopteri; Salmoniformes; Salmonidae. The transcript has a single exon.